AUGACAAAAGGUAGAGAGCUUGAAUAUAGCAACACUCUUCAAUUUGUUACCAGCAUUGAUCUUUCAAGGAAUAAGCUAACGGGGGGAAUCCCUAAUGAAAUAGCAAGUCUCGGAAGGUUGGGUACACUUAACCUGUCAAUGAAUCAUCUAACUGGAAACAUUCCCAAGAAUAUCGGAAACAUGCGGUGGUUGGAAACACUUGAUCUCUCGAGGAAUAGUUUUUCUGGACCUAUUCCUGAAAGCAUGUCUUUUUUGACUUUCUUGGCACACUUGAACUUGUCAUUUAACAAUUUGACAGGAAGAAUCCCAAAUGGUAAUCAACUCCAAACCCUAAAUGAUGCAUCCAUAUACAAGGGCAACCCUUUAUUGUGUGGGUCUACACUUCUGACCAAGUGCCUAGGAGAUGAAACAUCUAAUGGCCCAACUUUUAUAGGUGGCAGUGUUGAAGACAGACAAGAUGGUGAUGAUACUGAAAGGCUUCUGGGGUAUUUGCGGCACCUUAUUGGUGAAAAAGUCAUGGAGACAUUGUUAGGCAACAGUUUUGCUUCCUUGGAUGAAAUGGGUGGUGACUCUUUGGACAGUUGCAAUAAGAGCUAA
Quercus lobata is the source of this 597-nucleotide messenger RNA. Its product is annotated as receptor-like protein EIX2. The transcript is spliced from 3 exons. The coding region runs from base 1 to 597 and encodes 198 amino acids. NCBI's taxonomy places the organism in Eukaryota, Viridiplantae, Streptophyta, Magnoliopsida, Fagales, Fagaceae. Gene Ontology annotation, molecular function: protein binding. The record is from RefSeq and is a predicted model, not a curated record.